AUACUGUUUAAACCCACCGUAGUCGUUUGGGUGGGCAGUGAGCGUGAAUAUCGGGUCCUUAGGGUUUUCUUUACUGCGAGUAGUGCUGGAAAACUGAUUCGCCUCAUCUCUUUUCGCAUUAGUUUAAUCAAACUUCCACGAUUAGCAAAAACGUAUCAAAUCUGGUGUAUCAUCAUAGUCAUCUCCUUUUUUUAAAUCCACUGCUGUUGUGCGGUUGUGCCUGCCUGCCUGCCUGCGUUAGGUGUCGGGAGCGGAAGGGCGAUUGAGGAGGAGACGGUUUCCGAUUGCAAAUGCCGGAGGAGGAUUUGGUAGAGCUCAAGUUCCGGUUGUACGAUGGAUCGGAUAUUGGUCCGUUUCGGUAUUCCCCCGCUUCUACUGUAGCUAUGCUAAAGGAGAGAAUCGUUGCCGAAUGGCCUAAAGAUAAAAAAAUUGCACCCAAGGCAGCAAAUGAUGUAAAAUUGAUCAGCGCUGGGAAAAUUUUAGAAAACAGCAAGACUGUUGGUCAGUGCAAGAUGCCUUUUGGAGAGCUACCUAAAGGUGUAAUUACCAUGCAUGCUGUUGUACAGCCAUCUGUAGCUAAAGCAAAAUCAGAAAAGAAGAUCGAGGAGGCUCCAAAGAAAAACAUGUGUUCGUGCUCCAUAUUGUGAAUGAGAUUUGUUGGUGUGGGGAUUGUGAAUCAAGUAUUCCUCAAACAAACAAUAAUCUGUAAACAGUAUUAUACCUCAUGGAUGGAGAUAUUCUUAUAUAUAUAUAUAUAUAUGACCUACACAUUCUGUACCAACCAACAUAAACGUGUGUAGUUAGUUGCCGUGGGAAAGGAUUUUUACCUAAUCUCUUCUCGAUCUCCCAAUGUAAUUGCAAUGCUGCCAUAUGUUUCAUUCACUGCUUCAAA
Molecule: messenger RNA, 892 nt
Organism: Ipomoea nil (Japanese morning glory)
Lineage: Eukaryota; Viridiplantae; Streptophyta; Magnoliopsida; Solanales; Convolvulaceae
Product: membrane-anchored ubiquitin-fold protein 4
Exons: 4
Coding region: 291-647 (118 amino acids)
Molecular function (GO): protein binding
Source: RefSeq, a predicted model, not a curated record